AUGUUGCGUAUUGCACUAUUAGUUACUAUCGUCUGCUCCGCGUUGGCCACGCCCGCCGUCGUGAGGACUAGAGAGGAAAUACAGGCUUUCAGAAGCUUCCUGGAAAGCACCAAAUCCGGCGAUGGGAUUCAGUUCGCCGCGAGAACCAUGACCAAUCCUCUGGCCAACCCUGAGGAGAACAGCGGCAAGUUCCAAGGAGAUAUUAUCCUAGACGACUUCAUGAUUGAAAUCCUAGUCAGGCAGUACGCAAUGGGGCGUAACGCGUACACGUGGCCCAAUACUAAGUGGCCGAACAACACCGUUGUUUGGGAAUUUGGAGAGGGGGAAUUUGAUCCUCGUCUGCAAGCCACCAUCGAGGAGGCGAUCGAAGAUAUCAAAAAACACACAUGCCUCAAGUUCCGUUACCGCGAGGCUGGAGACACAGCCUUUGUCAGACUCACCGGUAAAGCUGAUGGAUGUUAUGCCAGCAUCGGAUACUGGGAGCCACGAGGCGUGCACGAGAUGAACCUUGCCCGCGAUGAGCCAGGAGUGGGCUGUUUCCGCCACGCCACCAUCGUGCACGAGUGGAUGCACAUCCUCGGCUUCCUCCACAUGCAUGCCACCUACAACAGAGACGACUAUGUUAAGAUCAUCGAAGAAAACAUUACACCUGGUCUCGAGCACAACUUCGACAGCUACACACAAGACCUCAUUGAUAACUUAGGCAUUGAAUACGACUAUGUCAGUUGUCUGCAUUACGGACCUUACGCAUUCUCACGAAACGGAGGGAAAACUAUCGUUGCUCUGAAGGAGCACGCGGGUGCGAUGGGCCAGCGUUUGUACGUAACCAGCGAUGACUGGCUUCGCAUCAACAGACAUUACAACUGCAAAGGAGCUUGGGACUAAGCCACCAUCAAAACAAUAAAAUGAAGCAACGCAAUAUUCCCUAAUAAUAAAAAUAA
Bombyx mandarina (wild silkworm) is the source of this 941-nucleotide messenger RNA. RefSeq names its product hatching enzyme-like II (gene HELII). Gene Ontology annotation, biological process: proteolysis. The record is from RefSeq and is a predicted model, not a curated record. Gene Ontology annotation, molecular function: metalloendopeptidase activity; zinc ion binding. Lineage: Eukaryota; Metazoa; Arthropoda; Insecta; Lepidoptera; Bombycidae.